Molecule: messenger RNA, 1161 nt
Organism: Paracoccidioides brasiliensis Pb18
Exons: 3
Coding region: 1-1161 (386 amino acids)
Biological process (GO): mRNA splicing, via spliceosome
Cellular component (GO): catalytic step 2 spliceosome
Molecular function (GO): protein binding
Source: RefSeq, a predicted model, not a curated record
AUGCCGCCAACUCAAAAAUUCCCAACCUACCGCCUCCACACAUUAAAAACUCACAAUGGUACUCGCCCCGUAAACGCCAUCUGCUUCUCCAGCUCCCCAGGCACAUACCUCUUAACCGGCUCCUCAGACCGCUCAAUCCAUCUCUGCCGCGCCCUCCCACCCUCCUCCACCACCGUCCCCGCCACAACACCCAUCACCACCAGUCCGAUCCAACGGUACGCGAAGCAUGGCUACUCCGUGCUCGACCUUGCGGUAACGGCGGACAAUGCACGGUUUGCGAGUGUGGGUGGGGACAAGCAGGUGUUUUUAUGGGAUGUGGAGACGGGGACAACGGUGCGGAGAUGGAGUGGGCAUGAUGCGCGGGUUGAGGCGGUCGAGUUUGGGGGAGAGAUGGAUACGAUUGUUGCUAGUGGAAGUGCUGACACAACGCUAAGGCUUUGGGACACACGCUCCCUAACCUCAAAACCCAUCCAAACUCUCUCCGAGGCCCACGACACCAUCUCCUCCCUCUACGUCCACAUGCCUACCGCCAGCAUAAUAUCCGGCAGCUACGACGGGCGAAUACGCAGCUACGAUUUGCGCAUGGGCGUGGUGAAUGUGGACGUCAUGGGCCACGAGAUCACGAGCGUGCGCUGCUCUGAGGACGGCAAUGCUGUGCUGGCCUCAUGUCUGGAUGGGUGGAUUCGGAUGGUUGAUAGGACAGAUGGAAGUGUGUUGAAGGCAUUUGGGGGUGGGGGAACUCAUGCUAGUGCUGUAUCUGCUGAGCAAGAGGGAGCACUUGCAGGUGCUGCUGCUGGUGCUACUCCUGCUGCUGUCGAGGACGGAGGACCGCGAUAUGUCAACAGCUCGCUGCGGAUAAGAUCUUCGUUUGCGAAAGGGGAUGCCGUGGUGUUUAGCGGUGGGGAGACGGAUGAGAAUCAGCAUCCCGCUACCGUCGAGAGUCAUGUGUUUGCGUGGGAUGUCUUGUCGGGAGACGUCAUUGCGAAAGUGAGUGUGGGCAGAGGGGUUAAGGCGGUCAGUUGCGUGGCGUGGAAUGAGAAAGGAGGAUGUUGGGCUGGUGGGUGUUCAGACGGUAAAUUCUUCUCUCUCCGCCUUGUUGAUAUCGUGCGUUGGUCUGCUCUGUAUGUCGGGAUUUACGGCUACCCAAGGGGAGGCUUUUGA